CUCUCUGUCAACAAGUACUUAUUAGAAUCGUAAUAAAUUCUUAUAUUUUAAAACCCUAGAUCACUAAUUAAUAAUAUGAUUUGCACUGCUGAUUAAUAGUAUGUAGUGUAUAUCUAAUCAGUGUCUUUUUAUCAGUACUCAAAGCAAGUUUCAGUGAUUAAAGCUCAACAAUGGUACACUAUGACACAAUAGUAAUCGGGCUGGGAGCAGCGGGUGUGACUGCCGCCACUACCCUGAUCCGGGCGGGGAGACGGGUGCUGGCGCUAGAGGCGCAGUCCCGUAUUGGUGGACGGGUCCAUACUGUGCCUUUUGGGAAUGGACUUAUAGAACUGGGCGCUGAAUGGAUCCACGGCAACCAAAAAAGCCGCGUCUUCGACCUGACCACUCAACACAACAUCACCACCGUCCCUCAGAGCCUGAUCAUGGCCCCGUUCCGGUCCGAUGGUUCAGAAGUUGAUGCAGAACUGGUGAACAAGCUGUUGGAUAUAGCUCUGCACAUAGUCGACCAUCCGCCAGACCAGCCUGAACCAUUGGGGACCUUUAUCACUUACAAGCUAAGAGAAUACAUUGCCGAGCACAAGCCAGACCUUCUAAAAGACGAAGACUUUAUAACGGAAUUUCUCGAGUUCGCGAACCUUCUCACCAACAACUACGAGGCGUCUGACGACUGGACGGAUGUGACGACCAUCAGUCGUUACGAGGAGCUGGACGGGCCGCAGCUGAUCAGCUGGCAUAAAUAUGGAUAUAAAACUUUCUUUGAGAUUAUGCUGAACACAUACAAAGAUGGCCCAGGGCUCCCCAACCUGGAUAUGAAGAUGAACACCGAAGUCAAGGUCAUCAGGACGCCGCAGCGCCCCACCGAGCGCGUCACCGUCGAGUGUAGCGACGGCGGCUCCUACGAGGCCGAUAACGUCAUAGUCACCGUGUCCCUUGGGGUUCUCAAGACCAAGCAUACGACGCUAUUUUCCCCACCACUAUCCAAAGAAAAACAAACAGCAAUAGACAAAAUCAGCAUAGGCGUCAUGGACAAAAUCAUUCUAUCCUUUGACGAAAUCUGGUGGCCGCACCACACUUCGUUCUUUGGGUUCAUAUGGAGGGGAGACGACAAGAGGAAAGUGGGCAAGGAUGAUUAUUGGACCACGAGGAUAUAUGGCGCCAGUCGGCCUAUGGGGUCGAGUAAUUCGUUGACGUUGUGGACUAGCGGAAAUGUUGCUAAAGAGGUUGAGACACUGCCAGAAGAGACAGUGAAGACGAAAUGUGUAGAGCUGCUACAGAAAUUCAUCGGCGACACGAUAAGAAUUACCGUUCCGAAACCAUCUGCCAUUAUAAGGUCAACCUGGCACACGAACCCAUACACCCGCGGCAGCUACUCCUACGACAACCUCCUCACCCCGCAAUACCCAGAAGCCCGGGCAUGGCUCGGUACCCCAAUCCCAGACUCAUCGGGCGCCCCUAGGGUACUGUUUGCAGGGGAAGCGACGAAUUUGAAUCAUUUCAGUACGGUGCACGGUGCGAGCGAGACAGGAUAUAGGGAGGCUAUGCGACUGUUGCCACACACUAGUAAAAUAUAACUUAAAUGUGUAAAACGAAUGUCAAAAUGACACUACUGUGUGGUAAAACCGGUACAUAUGACCAUUUUGAUACGUAUAAGUUUGUUAAAUUUGUGUUCCCGCUAGACAUACCGAAGUGUGUGGCACUUACACAAAUUUUUACGGUACCAAAAUUACCGAUAAUAAUUUGAAAACUACUAUUAAUACCGGUACUUCUUUGAAAUACUACCGUAAAUACCGUAAUUAAAUAUAUCAAAUUACCGGUAUUGAUAUUGCUCACCACAGAUAACAGCAAAGAUUUUAUAGUAUAAUACCGAAAUUUAUAACCAUGAUGAUAAUAUUUUUCUAUUCUAUACCAUUUUGAUACAAAUGCACUAUACAAAUAUAAUAACUAAACAAAAAAUACCGGAAUUUAAAAUACCGUUAUUGAGUUUCAGCAGCCAGUGUACAAAAUUACCAGUAUUGAUGUAUUCUUAUGAGAGAAAAUGUGUUCUUAUGAGAAAAAUAAAGGUCUUUAUUAUAUAGCUAAAUCAACAAAAGUUACCGGGUAGUAACAUUACCGUUAUUGAUAUCGUUAUCAAAAUUACCGGUACCCAGAUAUUAAAUAUCGGUAUUGAAAUUGCCGAUACUGGUUUUAAUGUGACUAAAGCUAUAGGAAUGUACAACUUCAUUACAUAUUAGGGAAAUAUAUUUUUACUGUAUGGAUGCCAUUUAUUUUAUCUGCAUUUUAUACUUGGUCGUAAAUUCUUGAUACUUAGGUAUAUUUUUAUUAUUUUUAAUGUCAUAUUUUGUAUUUAGAAUUAAGCCGAAAUGACCUUUAAAUUUUGAAGAAAUAAUAGGGAGAAUGUUGCAUACUCUGGCAAACGCAUUUUGUCAGUAAAAAAGGCACGAAAUUUCAAUUUUCUGAUAGCACAACCCUUCUACUGAUAGAAAUUGCUUGCCAAACUGUAGUCAAAAAUUGCCA
This is a messenger RNA of Cydia strobilella, 2514 nucleotides long. RefSeq names its product spermine oxidase-like. The transcript is spliced from 8 exons. The coding region runs from base 171 to 1571 and encodes 466 amino acids. Gene Ontology annotation, molecular function: polyamine oxidase activity. The record is from RefSeq and is a predicted model, not a curated record. Lineage: Eukaryota; Metazoa; Arthropoda; Insecta; Lepidoptera; Tortricidae.